Jatropha curcas is the source of this 2920-nucleotide messenger RNA. Its product is annotated as DUF724 domain-containing protein 6. Lineage: Eukaryota; Viridiplantae; Streptophyta; Magnoliopsida; Malpighiales; Euphorbiaceae. The record is from RefSeq and is a predicted model, not a curated record.
AAGCUAUAGAACUUAGAAAGAGACAAAGGUGAAAAGGAAAGGUAUUUCAUUUGACUACCGUAUACUCUGCAUGUCUGCUCCAUGGAAAUACGAAAAGGCGGAGUGAACUCUCCACGAAGCAGAUCCACGGCGGGCAAAGCCAACGACAAAGACAAUGGCAAAAAGACUGAUUUUCUUAGGGAAGGCAACCAAGUCGAGGUCAGCAGCGACGAUGAAGGCUUCAAAGGCGCAUGGUAUGUCGCCACAAUCAUCAAAUCGCCGGCCUCUUCUAGGACCAGUAACUCUAAGCGAAAAGCCAAGGCCUUGGUUCAGUAUCAUAAUUUAGUUUCUGAUAUUAACGAGAACGAGCCAUUGACCGAGUACGUUGCUCCUUCCUUCAUUAGGCCUCUGCCUUUGCCUAUGAAUCCCAAUUUUGAUCAAUCUUUCGAACCAUAUGACGUUGUUGACGCCUCCCACCGCGAUGGAUGGUGGAAGGGCGUGGUCCUUAACGUGUUGGAGGGAAAUACUGACUCCAAAAAGUACACUGUUUUCUUUGAAAACCCACCUGAACAGUUCGAAUUUGCGUCUAAGGAUUUGAGGUUUCACUGUGAUUGGAUUAAAGGUGAAUGGGUUCGACCCCCAAAACAGGAGAGAAUGGAUUGCUUGAAGUUUGGCAAAGGAAUGGCUGUAGAGGUGAGUCUUGAUAAAGAAAAUGAUGCUUGGUUUCCAGCAACUGUUAUCGAGGAAGUUGGCUUCAAUUCUUUCUUGGUGGAGUAUAGCAGCUCAAGGAAUGGUGAUGAAGAUGGCCGCAUGAAAAGAUUGGUUGAUUGUUUCCACAUUCGAGCUCCCCCUCCUAACAUCGAAGUUAAAAAUUUUGAGAUUUUGGAAACAGUAGAUGUUUUCUAUGAUUCAAGUUGGAGGCAUGGCCUUAUUACCAAAAUUCUCACAAAUGGAAGAUAUAAUGUCUUUAUAAAGUAUGCAGACAUGGAAAAACAAUUCAGUCAAUCAGAAAUAAGGCCACACCUGAAUUUGGUGAAUGGCACAUGGGUUAGUCAUAGCCGGGUUAUAUGCUGGCCUUGGUUUCAGGAUACAUCAACCAGUGUUCAAAUUGACGAACAAUCAAGAUAUGCUGACAACAAUGGCAAAAACCCUGAGGUAGCUAUUCAAAUUGAGAGUUCAAGUGCAGCAAAGGAUAGCUCUGAAUUGAAAUCCCCAUGCAAAAGUUUGAAGAAGAAUCGGUUGGAGCAGUCAACCCCUACUGAUGCAAAAUCAGUAAGUAAGAAAGCAAAGAAAAGAACACCUAAAAGUGAUGAGGCACUUUCAUGUCCUUCCAAGAAGCUCAGAAAGGAAAAAUCUGCCAACCAUUCAUUAGCUCAAGCAUUUCUUGCGAAGUUGGUGCAAACUGAGACAACAAACCAAGAAGGACAAGUCACAAACAGUACACUAACUAAAUGCACAAGCCAAUAUUUGGAUGCCAGUAAUCCUUCUGCUGGAUCUGAGAGUCGCAUCAUGGGAAACAACAUGGGGCCUAAUCAACAAGAAGCUGGACUGGUGAAUGAAAUGACAGGUUCCAUAUGCAACAAGGAAGGACAACUGAAUUCUGAAGAUGUAGAGGACAAGAUACAAGGAGAAUCUGCUGAAUUCAUUGUUGAAGUUGGGCAUGUUGAAAAAUAUGCUGAUUCUUCUGCUGCCUUGGCUGAGUGGAGGAAGGUCUCGCAUGCAAAUUACCAGCUUCCUGAUCAGGAGAUUAAUAAGCAGAAAGAAAGUGAUGGGAUUGGGCAGCAAAAAGGUAAAAAGCACAAUGUAGUCGAAGAUGGUGCCAGUAAAAUGGGUUUUGAAGAUUGUGCAACUAAAGAGGUAGAAUUGUCUGCAGUAAUUGGCAUGGAGUCUGGAGAUGGCUUGGUCAAAAUAUCUGCUUUAGUUUCCUCAGCAAAUAACAUGGCAAAAGAAGUCAGUUUGGUUGAUGUCGGAGCAUCCAGCAACACCACUAAUGAUGGUCAAGCACUAUCAAUAUGCUUUGAAGGUACUGGGGAAAGACAAGUUGAAAAUCUCUCGCAAUGUUCUGCUGUAAACGUGCCAGAAGGCAGCGAGUUAGUGAAUGGUCAAGGGAUACCUUUUGUCAAGAGCUCCUCUAUAUGGAAAAACAUAGAAUCUCUGGAAGUUUUCAAAUUCCUGCCUCAGAAACCACAUUUUGGUCCUUUGAUUGAUUGCAAAGUGGCGAGCCGUGAAGGAUGUGCUAUUGGCAAUAUGUUGACCUUUGCCACUGUGGUAGAGAGGACGUCCAAAUUGAAAGUAGAUGAUCCUAGAGACCUUUUCGAUAGCUAUAUUGAAACUCUUACUGAUUUGGAAAUGCUUGGAUUUGAUGUUAAGUUAGUGAUGGAUCGUCUUAAUCGGUUGUUAGCGAUCAAAGAUAGGCAAGAACAGCUUCAGCAUCAGUCAAAAGAUGUUGCCAUUCAGAUUGAAGAGUGUGUUCAUGAAAAAACCAAAUUGAGAGAAGAUAUUGAUAAAAUUGACAAGAUUAUAAGCGAGUUAGAAGAGCAACGGGCAAUGAAAGUGUCUCUGAAGGUGACGCAAGAAUCUGAGAUUAUUGCUCUACAAGUGGGUGCCAAUGGUAUCAGUGAAGACAUUUUAAGUGCCAUGCAUGAGUUUGAAAGUCUAGCUGCUUCACCUUGGUAACUAACAUCUCAUUCUCUUCACUGCCCUUAACCAUCAGAGGUUACUUUGGAAGAGUUCACUUCACACGCAGUAAGUAUUAGUCGUUAUUUUAGCUUUGUAUGUAAGUCUCAACCCGCUGAAACCUAUGAAAUGGUUUAUUUAUGUUUUAGCCAAAUUUUUGUGGGCGUACAUUCAAUCCUCUGAUCUAGGCUCUAUAUCUACUCUUUAAUUUGUGAGGACUGUCACGCUAUCAAGUUAGAAGAAAAUCCAGUAAUUAAUUAAUUAA